AUGUUAACAUCCAAAAUACUGGGGGGAGGGGGGGGGGGAUCAUGGGCAAUUGCUGAAAUAAUUGGAGAGGGAACUAGGGCUCCGGCAGUGGCGAUACUGGGUCCGUCAAUUGCGCCAUCAAGUUCAAUUCCUGCACAUGCAAACAAUUCAAGGAAGGAGCAGUUGGCUGAAUGGGAAAAAUCCAUACAAUCAUCAGGAAAUAGGAGGAAAUUAUCAUGGGCUGAUGAAGCAGAACUUCAGGAGAAACAACAAACUCAAUUACCAUCCUCAGUGUGGGAUAAUUUUGACAUCGCGAAAUUUACGAAUGCUGGAUUCAAGCUAGAAUAUGUAAGUCCAGAAAUUGAGGUCGAUCGACAAAUUGGGGAAAUUGAAGCAGAGGACAUUGAAUCGGAGAUCGAAUAUAGGAGGAAUGUAGUUGUUUGCUAUGUCCUAGGCGUGUAUCCACCAUUUAAUGUUUUAAAUAGCUAUUUACAGAGGAUUUGGGGAAAGCAUGGUAUCGAUAAGAUCGCAAUGCUAAAAAAUGGAAUUGUCAUGGUUCGAUUUGAUAGUGAGGUCGGGAAGAAUGAUGUAAUUCAGGAAGGGAUUUUCCACUUUGAUAAUGAACCAUUUAUUGUCAAAGCUUGGAUUGCUGACAUGGAAUUCUCAAAGGAUGAACUAUUCACAGUUCCAAUAUGGAUUAGAUUACUAGGGUUAGAGUUCAAGUACUGGAGUGUCAAAGGCUUGAGUAAGAUUGGGAGCCCAGUAGGGAAGCCAUUAGUGGUUGACAAAAACACAGAAAAGAAAUUAGGAUUGAAUUUUGCAAGACUAUUGGUGGAAGUAAAAAUUGGUGAUCAGAUUCCGAAGACAAUCUAUUUCAAGAAUGAGAAAGGGGUGAUUGUAGAACAAAGGGUUACUUGUGACUGGAAGCCUUCUGUGAUGAAUAAGGCUAAAGAAGUGGGGAAACCUACACCCGAGACUGAUACAAUGAAAAUAGUUCAAGGGGGAGGAAGUCAAAGUAUAGGGAGUACAAGCAAGCAGACAGAGCAAGUAGCUACAACCGAGCCACAAAAUCAAGUUGAAACAGGCAGGGAUAACAGAAGUGGGAAAGAUACACAAAAUCCAGUGAUGCAGGGAGAUGAGAGAAACAGGAAACAACAGGGUACAGGGUGGAAUCAUCCACAGAAACAUGCUAAUGUUCAUAUAGUUAUUAAGGAUGUGGUGACAGUAACUAAUACAUUCAAAGCAUUGGAAAAAAUUAGGGAGGAAAAGGAGAAAGGAAGUCAGGGGAAAGUGGGUAGCCAAACAUCUCUCACCAUGAGAGAUGGUUAA
Nicotiana attenuata is the source of this 1308-nucleotide messenger RNA. RefSeq lists its product as uncharacterized. The coding region runs from base 1 to 1308 and encodes 435 amino acids. The record is from RefSeq and is a predicted model, not a curated record. The transcript has 2 exons. NCBI's taxonomy places the organism in Eukaryota, Viridiplantae, Streptophyta, Magnoliopsida, Solanales, Solanaceae.